GGCACAAAUUUCGACUGCAUCAACUGUUUGUUGUCAUCAGUUAAAUCAAAACUUAAGUGCUUAUGUGUUAUAUUGUUAUUCGCUGAUAACCUUUAUUUAAAGUUUAUCGCUAACAUUAUUUUAGCAUUUGGUACCAAAAUAUUUUGUUAAUUCAGACAUUUUCGGAACUAUCUGAACAUGGGAAAAGAAUUAGUUUUAUUUGAUGUGGAUGGCACUUUGACACUUUCUCGACAGAUAAUAUCAGAUGAAAUGAAAGAUUUUUUGAAAGUUUUAAGAGAGAAAGUCUCAAUAGGACUUGUAGGAGGAUCUGAUAUGAAGAAAAUUACUGAACAAAUGAAUGAAGGCUCUGCAGUGGUUAACAAAUAUGACUAUAUUUUUGCAGAAAAUGGAUUAGUCGCUUAUAAAAAUGGAUCACUUGUUGGAAAACAGAGUAUUUUGGGACAUAUGGGUGAAGAAAAAUUGCAGAACCUCAUAAAUUUUUGUUUAAUGUAUAUGUCAAAAAUAACUUUGCCUGUUAAACGUGGAAAUUUUGUGGAAUUUCGUAAUGGACUCAUAAAUAUAUGCCCUAUUGGUAGAAGCUGUAGUCAAGCAGAACGUGACGAUUUUGCAGCAUAUGAUAAAAUACAUAAAAUUCGAGAAUCGUUUGUAGAAGUUCUCAGAAAAACUUUUCCUAAUCUUGGAUUGGUAUAUUCUAUUGGUGGACAGAUUAGUUUUGAUUGCUUUCCUGCUGGUUGGGAUAAAACAUUUUGCCUAAAUUACGUUGAGAAAGAUGGUUUUGAGAAAAUAUAUUUUUUUGGUGAUAAAACUUCAGAAGGUGGAAAUGAUUAUGAAUUAUUUCAUGAUAAGAGAGUUAUAGGACAUACUGUGCAAAAUCCUGAAGACACUAUGAUCCAAUUGAAAAAAAUUUUCUUUUCUUAACAGCAUGUUAUUGUCAUAAUUUUUUUGUGUGUUUUAUAAUUAUUAUUGUCUGAAAACCUUGCAAUUUUGCUUAUAAUUUUCCAUUCACGAUUUUUUUUAAAAAUAUUUUUCGUGUAAAAUUAAACUUCUCAAAUGUUAAUCAAUGAAGAUGUCUAAAAUUUUAUUUUAUUUAUUCCUUUAAAAGAAAAAUUUUUUAGUGUUGUUUACUGAAUACUGUUACAAGCUACUUAUCUUAUAUGUACCCCAUGUAAGCAAAUCAUUUCCAAUUGCUUUAACCAUCAAAGCAAAGUUUUUUUUUAUGAACAUUGUUAAUUUUUGGUAUUAAGUUUUCAUAUUUUCAAUUUGUUGAAUUUCCUUAGUAGUAGAAUUAAAAUAAUAUAAAUCCUUAGUUAUUAUUAGUAUUAAUUAAUUCGGAUAACUUGGUUACUGGGUAAGUUAUACUAUUUUCUACUGGUAGUCAACAUGCUAAUUUGGUUUGUUUUACAAGUGUGAAUGAAAUAUUGGCCAGUGACAUUUAAACAAAAAUCAAUUUCAUGUUUUGUUCAUUUUUUUUUAUUUAUUAAUAUCAUUAAAGAAUUAUUUGGGAUAUUAUUCCAAAAUAAUCACUUGAGUGUUGUGUAAGUUUUACUUUUCAUUUUUUUUUACUAACAGUUAAAAUUUUAAUUUUGCUUUUUGUUAUGUAUGUUACAUUUAUGUUAAUUUAAAAACUAUUUUUCUAAAGUAAUAAUAAAAAGUUACAAUUUUUAAUAACUUACUAUUAUUUUUUAAUGAAAAUUGAGGAUAGCAUGAAAUAAUAUAUAUUUUUCAUAUUUUCUAUUAUUAAAUAAUAUAUACAUAUAAAUUAAUGUAUGUGAGUAUUUAGCAUUUGCACUCCCUGGUGUUGAAUUUCUGAAUUGAAGAAAAUGAAUUAUCAUAAGAUGAUUUUUUGUGUAAACUAUGUAAACAUUACAACGUUUCUAUAUGCAGAGCUUUUUCUUUACAUUUGGAGUUUUAGAUACUUAACUUUUUUUUCACAAGUGCAAAGUACCAGUAAUUGCAGGGAAGAGACUUCUGGUGACUUAUAUUUUAUCCAGUGAGCUUGUCUUUUUUAAAUAAUGUCUGUCAUCUAAUCUAAAAAACAAAUGUUGGCAAUGAAUAAACUAAAUGUACUGUAUUUUAUAUAAAUGCAUUUAAUUCAUGAA
This is a messenger RNA of Parasteatoda tepidariorum (common house spider), 2099 nucleotides long. Its product is annotated as phosphomannomutase 2. Gene Ontology annotation, biological process: mannose metabolic process; GDP-mannose biosynthetic process; protein N-linked glycosylation. Gene Ontology annotation, molecular function: phosphomannomutase activity. The record is from RefSeq and is a predicted model, not a curated record. NCBI's taxonomy places the organism in Eukaryota, Metazoa, Arthropoda, Arachnida, Araneae, Theridiidae. Gene Ontology annotation, cellular component: cytosol.